GACAGCGUUGGUCUUGGCAGACAGACAGCGGUCCACCUAUACACGUCUAUGUUUUGAUGUUCACGUGUUCAAGGGAGACUAUUCUCACACUUCACAUAACAGUUUCGCAGGUAAUUCGGUUCCAGUAGAGAGGACGUUGACGAGGAAUCGCUUAAAAGUCCCGGACUGGCAGCAACUGACUGUGUCUUAUCAAACGUUCAUGGAUAGGAAACAUGAAAAGCAAGGAUACCUUGGAGAUUUACAUGACAAGACACUGGCCCAGCUUCAAGAACUACUACAAAGACAAGAAAAACUUCUAGCUAAACAGAAGUUCUUGGAUUCUUUACCAGAUAAAGGAGAGAAGAUACAUCAGUUUGCAAAGAUACUCAGAGAAGUGAUUUCAUUAAAAGAAAAACAUGAAAAUUCCAUGACAUUCUCCACCCAGGAUAACCUCUGUCAUGAUGUGACAGCUGCUCUUAGUGAGCACCUGCAGAGUUUGACUGUGGGAAGUAGGGAAGAAGGCACGAUUAAAGAUCCACAAGAUGGUGAAAACAGUGCACAUAAUGAAAAGAAGUUUCAGAACAGCUAUGAGAAGGUGAUACGAAAAGACCACGUAAUAGACAAGAAGGAGCCUUUUAAACCAAACAGGACUUUGAAAAUAGCCAGUGUCAGAGAGCUCCCUGAGAAAUUCAAGCCAAAGAGCAAAGUGCCAGAUGUCAAAAAACACAGAGAUUCAUCAUCAAACGUGAUCCCAGCUGGGGUUGCACAAACUUUUUAUGGCCAGGAGACAUGGUCUUGUGAUUAUAAGCAACACGAAGAAAGUGCCAUUCACUUACCAGCCCACAAAUUCGAAAAGGCCAAGAUGAUAUCUGUAGAAGAUUCGAUUGAAAUUCAAAGACGACAGAAAGAAGAAAUAGAGCGACUUCAAGGACUGCAUGCAGCAGAAAGGCUAGCAGAACGAUUCCACAUCAAACUGGGGAACUACAACACCUGGGUGCCAGACAUGGAUUAUCGUGACGGAAAUUCAGCCCAUGAGGAGGAAGCAGAGGCGGAAGACAGUGAUGAUAGUGACGAAAGUCCUAUGUGACGGCAUGUACCCUGAUGGAGGCCCAGAAACCUUAAUCAGCAGCAGGGUGAAAGAUCCCAACGGCAUCAAAAUUUUCGUCCUGUAGCCUAUAAGCGGCAAUAGCUCAAACCACUCCCCCGUGUUGUUAUAAUUAACAACAUUCGAGCUGUAGAAUCGAGUCGACAAAACAGUCCCGCAUCUGUUUUUCUGUUUGCUUUUUCCAAACUUAGUUUCGCUCUCCUAUUCGUGUGAAGGUGGGGUCACCCGGAAACUUGUGCAUUCAGACAGGCAGCUCGUGUGUCAUAGUGCCUCAUGCUUGUCGUUAGAAUACCAUAAAGGGAUGAAUCAGUGACCGAUUUUUAAACAUAAAAUUGUGUGAGAGAGAGAGAGCGAAGGGGUAAAAUGGAGCUGUUUUUGACAAGGCCUAUGGAGGAUGUAGGGUUGGGUGGAGGGAGCAAGCCAACAAACCGUUUUCCCAACGAUCCUAAUCGAUUCUCUUACAAAUAGCAUAAAGUGAUCAGUGCUCUUAAUUGCAGAGGCUUUGUACAAAACCUGUCCCUUCGCCAUGUUGACCCGACGGGAGGAAGGGUUUUCCGGAAUACCAAGCCUUGGUGGCCCUGUUUAGAAUUUCUUGUCGUCAUUACAAACAAAAAAAAAAAAAAAUGUGUUCACAUGAUCGAAACCAAGUCUGUCGCCGUGCGAUUCGAUUUGACUUUUUCUUGUGUGGAAGAAUGUGCCUUGUAAUAUAAUGUGUCAGAAAAACGGCA
Molecule: messenger RNA, 1812 nt
Organism: Pomacea canaliculata
Lineage: Eukaryota; Metazoa; Mollusca; Gastropoda; Architaenioglossa; Ampullariidae
Product: DNA-directed RNA polymerase II subunit GRINL1A-like
Exons: 6
Coding region: 200-1066 (288 amino acids)
Biological process (GO): intracellular signal transduction; transcription elongation by RNA polymerase II
Cellular component (GO): intracellular anatomical structure; nucleus
Molecular function (GO): transcription elongation factor activity
Source: RefSeq, a predicted model, not a curated record